This is a messenger RNA of Colossoma macropomum (tambaqui), 953 nucleotides long. It is a transcript of the gene msraa, whose product is annotated as methionine sulfoxide reductase A. Gene Ontology annotation, biological process: cellular response to oxidative stress. Gene Ontology annotation, cellular component: cytoplasm. The record is from RefSeq and is a predicted model, not a curated record. Gene Ontology annotation, molecular function: peptide-methionine (S)-S-oxide reductase activity. The transcript has 6 exons. NCBI's taxonomy places the organism in Eukaryota, Metazoa, Chordata, Actinopteri, Characiformes, Serrasalmidae. The coding region runs from base 104 to 805 and encodes 233 amino acids.
CGGUUGUAUAACGAGUUACACAAGCGCGACUGUCGGCUAGCAAACGCCGUUAGCACGGCAGGCUAACCGCGACCCAGACUGAAAGGAGCAGCCGCCGGAAUCCAUGGUGGCGCUGGACCGGCUGCGUCUGAUCUGGCGUCAUUUUGUCCACAGUAGGAUGGGAGAGAUGUCCUCCAAAAUACAGAUGCCGAGUCCGGAACAGGCGCUGGCCGGCAGGCCGGACAGUCGGACAGUAUCAGCUAAGCAUCAUGUCAGUGGUAACAGGAUGGUGCCGCCGUUCCCAGAAGGAUUGCAGAUGGCAAUGUUUGGUAUGGGAUGUUUCUGGGGAGCAGAACGGAAGUUCUGGAGGCAGAAGGGUGUGUACUCCACCCAGGUGGGCUACUCUGGAGGCUAUACCCCCAACCCUACCUAUGAGGAAGUCUGCACAGGUAAAACGGGCCAUGCUGAAGUGGUGCGAGUGGUGUUUGAGCCAGGCAAGAUCAGCUAUGCCCAUCUGCUCAAGGUGUUCUGGGAAAGCCACAAUCCCACCCAAGGAAUGCGGCAGGGUAACGAUGUGGGAACGACUUAUCGAUCAGCCAUCUAUGCUUACACACAAGAGCAGCUGAACCAGGCUUUGGCUUCGAAGGAGGAAUAUCAAAAGGUCCUGACAGAAGAAGGAUUUGGACCAAUCACCACAGAGAUUGCCAUGGCUAAAGAGUUCUUCUAUGCCGAGGACUAUCAUCAGCAGUACCUCAGCAAGAACCCUGGAGGCUACUGUGGACUGGGUGGCACUGGAGUUUCGUGCCCAAUUGGACUGAAAAAUUAGCAAAAAUUAGCAUUAGCCUCCUGUAUUUGCACUGUAUGAUCUCACUUUGCCUUAAUUUCAGACACGUCUUCUAUAAAAAAGUCUCAGUUUCAGAUCUAUAACAAAGAAAAUAUUGUCUGCAAAGAAAUAAAAUGAUCCCGAUGCAGCA